This is a messenger RNA of Guillardia theta CCMP2712, 975 nucleotides long. RefSeq lists its product as hypothetical. Lineage: Eukaryota; Cryptophyceae; Pyrenomonadales; Geminigeraceae. The transcript has a single exon. The record is from RefSeq and is a predicted model, not a curated record. The annotation marks the transcript as partial.
AUGAAGUCGGCAGAGCAGAGGAGCGGUACCAACGACACCAGCUGCACGGUUUACGCAUGGGGUAGAGGCAAGGAUCAUGUUCUGGGGACAGGGCAUGCCUGGAUGCACCCAAACCCCACGGCGAUGAUGCAUGUGGGUCUCAAGGUGAAGUCUGUGGCAUGCGGGGCAAGACACACGCUGCUGCUCUCCUCGCACUUCAAAGUCUUCUCGUGGGGUGAGAGCAUGCAUGGACAGCUCGGCCUAGGAGCGACCAGUGCCCGACAGGCGUCAGUCCAACCAACACAUAUCGACAAGCUAGACAGUCUCUAUGUGGUACAGGUCGCUGCAGGAGGAAACUGCAGCCUGGCAAUCUCGAAGAAGGGGACUAUGCUUGCCUGGGGUGACAACAGCAUGGAGCAGCUCGGGCUCGGAGCCUCCUUCUCGGGCAAGGCCAAGGUGUUGGAGCCCAGCAGCAUCCUGGGCUUCAGCGUGGAAGCAGAAAUUCAGUGGCAGCAGCCGGUGAUCGUGAGGGCGAGGAUAGGAGGCAGCCAUGGCGCCUGCCUUGACACGUCAGGAAACCUCUUCACCUGGGGCCGUAACGACUGCGGGCAGCUCGGGCUGGGCGAUCAAGUAGACCGCAACACUCCCAGCAUGGUGAAGACACAUCAGUUCGUACGAGUGUCAGUGGGCACAUCGCAUACAGCAGCAGUCGAUCAUCGAUACCAGCUGUGGACGUGGGGGAGCGUGGGGGAGGGGCGACUGGGACAUGGUGUGUUGUUCGAGGAGAAGAAAGAGAUCCGAGGCAACGUGGUGAACAAAAUCCGCAGGCAACUGAAUUUCGUGCUUGAGCCGAAGAAGGUGGAGUUCUUCAAGCAGAAGAGGAUCGGGUUGGCAGAUGUAGCCUGCAGCAAUAGCUUCACCAUCGCCCUUGAUAGGAAGGGAAGGUUGUGGAGCUGGGGAGCGGGGAUGUACGGUCAGCUGGGAAGGGGUUCGGAC